UGGCUGUUCCACUGGAUGUCAUAAGGUGAAUGCACCAAUUUGUAAGUCGCUCUGGAUAAGAGCGUCUGCUAAAUGACUUAAAUGUAAAUGUAAAUGUUAACUUCAAGUAGGUAAGCAUCUGCCUCUAGUGUCAAAGGUUGCAUGUUCUAAUCCAGCGAUUAAAAGUUGUUUUUGAGAUUUUUGUUUUAAGCCUAUUCCAAACCUUAACCCUUACUUUAACCAUUCAGGAGUUAAUGCCCAACUUUAAGAUUUUGGAAUAAAUGCCUAUAUUUGACCAAUAACCUUAAAAAUGUGGAGUUAGAGCCUAAACGUAACCUUAAUCACUUUGAAAUGUAACGUUUGGAACAACUUCACAAUGUGACGUUUGAGAAGCAUGGAUUAACAUCUAAUAGCUGAUGUGAAACUGUGAGACCUUGUUGUUCCAUCAGUAAGAGCAGGGGCAGGCUGGGGCUCAUGGUUGGAAAGUCCAGUCCAUUGCCACGUGUAAUGCAGUGUAGCUUAGUUCUAUAUACACCAUCCCAAGAGUGCAAAAACUCAGGAAGUACAUUUUCUUAGAAAUAUAACUUUGUCCUGUGCUUCUCCGAGCAUGCUCUUUGUCUGGCCUAUAGUAUAGGCUAUGGAUCAUUUUAUUGAGACCACACUAGGCGCACUUGAUAUUGCCCAGCAGAGAAUCAGGGAUGGGGGGCAUCAUCGGACACUCAUCGAGAUACUAUAAGCAGCAACUAAUUCUCAAACCCUGAGCAAUACCACAUUUAUUGUAUUACAAAUCACAUGACCCUCCUCCGGACUAAAUACAACAAAUACUAAACCCUCCCCCUGACUUAAAUUGAAUAAACAUGACCCUCCCUCAUUGUCCUCUAUGGAACAAUUGUGUACAUUUAGACUGCUCCCUAAUGUAAAUCUCUGUCUGUCUUAUCAAACCCUGAGCAAUAUGAUAUUUAAUCAAUUACAAAUUACACAACCCUCCCCUUGACUAAAAAUAAAUAAAUACUAAACCCUCCCCCUGAGUGAAAUUUAAAAAGCAUGACCCUCCCCCCAUUUUCUUCCAGGUACCAAUUGUGUACAUUUCCACUGCUUCCUAAUGUAAAUCUCUCUCUCCAGUCUCUAAAUAUUGAUGGUUUAACACCGAAUACACGGUAUACUACAUCUAAAACACAAUCAGUGUACAUUUGUAACCGGUUGGGUACACCAUUCACCGACGGGGAGACGCGCGCAACACUACGGGUAGAUGGCUAGAUGCUCACGAACAUCAUUAGUGGUCGUGUGUGUGAGGCAGAGAGAGUGACAGACAGAAAGACAGACAGACAGACAGACAGACAUCAAGUGAUAGACAUCAAGAGACAAUUUGGAAUCAAUAAAAAACAAAAGAAACAUUGAGAUUCAUCAACAAAGACUUUGGAAAACUACGUUCAUGUUUUGCAUUCUAAGAGCGCGACUCGACCAAGAACCCUUCGUGGACUGCAAUUGAACAGUGAGAAGGCACAGAUUAUACACAUUGGAACAAUAAUAACGCUUUGCGAGAAGAAGCUGAUCAUUGUCGUUGAUUGGAUUGUGGUCAGUCAAUUUGUAUCUUAAAGUCAAGAUAAUAGAAACAGUUACCAUGGAAACUAUUAUGUUCUUCCUCUUUUCACUCCUGGUGUAUGUGGCUGCAGUAGCAGACCCAAGUGCAGAGGAUGGUAAUAAGGAGAAGAAAGAGAUGGACCCAUUUGUCUAUGACUAUCAUAGCCUGCGGAUCUGUGGACUGGUCUUUGGCGUGGUCCUCUUCGCGCUGGGCAUCCUCCUCAUCCUCAGUAAGUCUUCAUACUUCAGCCGAAAAUGUCGCUGCAGUUCCAAUCAGGAGAAGAAGCCCAAGGCCCCUGGAGACGAAGAGGCUACGGCAGAGACUCUGAUCGUGUCCAAGGCUAAGGAGCCAGAGCCAGAGCCAGAGCCUGAAGCUAAGGCUGAGAACUGAGUCAGCCCAACCAGACUGACCCCCACCUGACCGAAUCAACCACAUCUGCCACUGAACCACUACCUAACGACCAACACAACAACCAUGACGAUGAUGACGACGGCAAAAGGUGAUGAUGCUGGGGAAAAAUAAUGAUGAUGAACGAAGAUGAUAAUGAAGAAUGAAGAUGAUGCAAAAGGAAUACUGUACGACCACUGGGUAGAGGAUAGGAGUGUGUAGAUGGGGGUGGGGGGGAUAAUGCAGAUGUAAAUAGACCUCUAACCUAUUGUUCCGUGCUCUGUGCCCGUGUAUGUGUCUCAGUGAUCUCGUGUGUACCUGUGCCUUUCUGCGACACUCUGUCUCCAGUUUGUUGUCUUAGCCAGUGACACCUUUUUACAGAUCGUCUUUACCCCAGUUCUUAAUAAGUAAGAGAUUUGUCAAGAAAUGUUCUUCUUGUUUGUGUUUAGCUUAAAUUCUGUGUUUCUAUCGUCUUUAGAUUCUAGAGGUUACUGUUUGCUAUAUUUUUGUUGUUGCUGUUAUCACCAUCACACUUGUAACACUUGUCCUCAAUGCUGUUUUUCACGUAGUAGAUUCUAUACUAUGUAUACAUGCAUAUAUAUUAGUAUAAAUAGUCUAUACACAGUUAUAGCUAUAUAUAUUGAAAUAUGUGUGCCUGUGUGGGUACAUGAGUUUGGGUGGUGUGUGUGUAUGUGUCUGAGAGGUUGUGUGUUUUUGACUGUGUUGCGCCUUACACACGAGAAUCCAACUGCCACAGUUUGCUGACCAAGCACAAGAAUGCAUCAGAGUUAACUAGGAGCUCACCAACAGUACUUACUGUAGUAAAGUGAGCUCCUACAUCAGCUGUAUCACUGCCUUGUCCUAGAAGAAAAAAAACGUCCAAUCUAGUCUCCUCCUCUGCCAUUGGCUGAGCCGGGGCGAUACCGCCCUCAGAGGCAGGCUAGGAUUGGCCGGUUCCCACACCAGUGCCGCAAAUCUGUGUCCUCUAUCGUUUAUUUGAGAAGCAACAGUAGCUGAUUGCAAAAUCAGUCUCUCAACCAAUGGCGUUUCUCUGUUUUGUAUUGUAUGAUUGGUUAUGCAUUUAGUUCAUGUGUGUGAGUGAUCGAGAGUGUGUCGAUGCUAAGUGUGCCAGAGUCAUAGUUUUAGAUGCCAAUUUAGGUGGAAGAAAACAAAAGGAAAAUAUAAUUUGCUCUGUAUCAGAUGUCAGGUAAAGCUUAUUACGCAGUACGAUAUAUGGAGUCUUAUGCGGAGUAUCAUUAUUACAACAACAAAACAAAAACAAAAAACACUGUCACGACAAUAAGUAACUAACUCUGUUCGUUCUGUGCAUGAGGUUGUGUUGAAAUAGCUGCAUUUUGUGCUUGUAGCAUAGAAAUAAAGUGUCUCUCACCAAUAA
Messenger RNA from Oncorhynchus gorbuscha (pink salmon), 3344 nucleotides. RefSeq names its product FXYD domain-containing ion transport regulator 6-like. The transcript has 8 exons. Gene Ontology annotation, biological process: regulation of sodium ion transmembrane transporter activity. Bases 1601 to 1951 code for a protein of 116 amino acids. NCBI's taxonomy places the organism in Eukaryota, Metazoa, Chordata, Actinopteri, Salmoniformes, Salmonidae. Gene Ontology annotation, cellular component: membrane. The record is from RefSeq and is a predicted model, not a curated record. Gene Ontology annotation, molecular function: sodium channel regulator activity.